AUGACCCGGGCGACUUUGCGCACACUGAACGCGAAGAGGGAUUCAUCGAGGAGGUCGCUGAGCCCCUCUGAGAAGUAUGAUAAGAAUCAAUUUUUAUCCAUAUUCUACCCGAUCUGCAUUGGAGACGUGCUUGAUGAGAGAUACCGCGUUAAGCACAAACUCGGCCAUGGCGGCUUUACUACUAUCUGGAUGGCCCAUGACCUUCAGGGAAAAAGAUAUGUCAAUGGCUACCUGAAUGACCGCUACGAUGCAGUUGCUGGAGGCCGUGGAAAACCUACACAAAGCUGGAACUGUGCGCUGAGGCAAAGCAAGAGUCUGUCUUGUGCUAUUAUUCGCAUGGUAAUGUCCCUCCUUUCAGAUCCAAAUGAUAGUAAUUGUCUAUGGGGCAUGGUUCCUCUUGACCACCUCGGCAGGAAAGUGAAAUACGAGGCUUUGGCCUGGUGA
This is a messenger RNA of Coccidioides immitis RS, 444 nucleotides long. RefSeq lists its product as uncharacterized. The record is from RefSeq and is a predicted model, not a curated record. NCBI's taxonomy places the organism in Eukaryota, Fungi, Ascomycota, Eurotiomycetes, Onygenales, Onygenaceae. Bases 1 to 444 code for a protein of 147 amino acids. The transcript has 2 exons.